This is a messenger RNA of Mytilus trossulus (common blue mussel), 957 nucleotides long. RefSeq names its product complement C1q tumor necrosis factor-related protein 2-like. NCBI's taxonomy places the organism in Eukaryota, Metazoa, Mollusca, Bivalvia, Mytilida, Mytilidae. The transcript has 2 exons. The record is from RefSeq and is a predicted model, not a curated record. Bases 207 to 884 code for a protein of 225 amino acids. Gene Ontology annotation, molecular function: protein binding.
GGUGUCAUGAUGCUGUGUAACGAAGAAAAUACGAAAAUAUAGAUCACCACUCUAAAUUAGUGUGAUACUUAACCUUCGUCUUUCCUGUAUCAUUUAUUUGAUCAUCACACACUUUAUGAACUUAAAGAAAUUUGUCUCAAAAGAAGCGCAUGAGCGAGUCUGUCUUCAAUAAACAAUCUUCUUAUUCAUAUUGAUAUCCAGUUCAAAUGGAACAACGAAAGUUGCAUCUCAUUUUUUUCUUCAUGCUAAUGAGUUGCGUUCAGUCAAUGACGUCACAGGGAACUACACAAAACUCCACAGUGGAGGUACCACUUCUGGACAACCAGCAGAUGCCUUUAGUGGCUCUUUUUGACACUACUAAACUAAACCAAGUGCUGAAGGACUAUAUUAUAAAGACCGUUGAGGCAGCUACUGACCAGAGAAUUCCAGUUAUAAAAACGGCUGUCAUCGAAGAUAUUGGAUAUGAACCUGGACGAAACCAGGAAAGACCUGCAUUUACAGCAUCGCUGACAUCAUCUUUAACUCUCCAAUCAAAUGAAGUACUCAAAUUUGACAAGGUAUGGCUGAAUAUGGGCAAUGUGUAUAAUCCUACUACAGGCGUGUUUAUGGUUCCACGAAACGGGCUGUACUUAGUUUCAAGUACUGUUAUGGCCACAGGAGGAAUACAUUUACACUGUCAUCUCUGGAAGAACAACCAAUCAGAUGUAGGAAUGUUUGGAACUAACUAUUCUACGGGAACUCUAAACACUGUAAUGGCCUUGAAGAAAGGGGACAUAAUUUAUGCUAAACAUGACGACAAUAAAGACGGUGAACAAAUUUACGGAAAUCACUGGAGCAUGUUUUCUGCAUAUCUAAUAAGUGAAAAUGAAAUUGAUGGAAGCUAAUACGUGGUAAAAAUAUGAUCUACACAAGCUAUGUUUAAAUACAAAAAAAAAUAUCCGGUAUUUUCCACCUUGA